GAAGCGCAGAUUGAUUUUCCGCAUAUAAAUUAUACAUAUUUGUGUUGUUGUAUGCUCUUUUGGCAUAUAUGUUGAAAUUAAAAGAAUUUAUUCUCUAUUUGAUUCGUACUUGCGACCAUUAAAUAGAGAGCAUUAUAAAUAAGCAUCAGUACUGCACUCUGUGAAGUCAUCCAAUAUUCAUGGCAAGAGGAGGAGGAGGACCAGGCGUGGCUGCCAGAUCAAACCUGUUGCUGCAUCAUCUCCGGAGAGCUAAGGGAGCGGAGAGUAGUACAGGGCAGCAGGUUCCAAAGAGUAGCAGUGGGAAGGAUUCAUGCUGGUGGAUUCCACACCCAAGGACAGGAAUUUACUUCCCUGCUGGCCAUGACUGGGUAAUGGAAGAUGUUCCCGACGGCGCUGCCACCUUCGCCGAGACCUGCUGCUUCAGAAAUAUUUAAAUACUCUCCUGUGUUCUCCACAAAUCACAAUCCUAUAUGCAUGCAUGCAUGCAUGCAUCAAUCAACUUAACUGGUUUAAUUUCAACUCAUGGAUAGAGUGGUAGUAAUAUUCAAAUAAACACCACUACUAUAUAUAUACCACCAUCAUGGAUAUAUAUCUGUAAAUGAAUGAAUGUGAAUGUGAAAAUAAUUUCACUAGCUAGCCUA
Molecule: messenger RNA, 641 nt
Organism: Cicer arietinum (chickpea)
Lineage: Eukaryota; Viridiplantae; Streptophyta; Magnoliopsida; Fabales; Fabaceae
Source: RefSeq, a predicted model, not a curated record